CUCAUCCCGGCUUUAUUUAUGGCCAACCCCUUCUGCUUCGAUUCGACCCCCUUUGCGCUCCACGAUCUCAGCGGCGAGAGAGAGGCAUCGAAGAGGCUCUCCCUUCCUUCGCAAGUCGUGCCGCUUCCCUAAGCUUCCAUGAUGAGGUUUCUUGAAUGAUAUUGUGAAUUCCGAAGGUGGUUGGGGUUGAGACCUUAGAUCUGAUACGCCGUAAGGAUAAAGAGGAGGGGAGGGUGACCACAGCGCGAUGGGGCCAACUUCGAACCCAGAAAGGUCUUCCUCUUUGUGUUUCUUGACUUUCUCGAUCGUGCUUUUGUUGUGUGGUUCGGGGAAUGCGUUUUAUCUCCCUGGUAGCUAUAUGCACACCUACUCGGAAGGCGAGAACAUAUGGGUCAAAGUAAAUUCGCUCACCUCAAUCGAGACCGAGCUCCCGUUUGGCUACUACACCCUGCCGUAUUGCCAGCCACAGAGUGGGAUCAAGAAGAGCGCGGAGAAUCUGGGGGAGCUUCUCAUGGGCGACCAGAUCGAUAACUCUCCAUAUCGCUUCCGUGUCAAUGUGAACGAGUCCCUCUACCUGUGCACCACAAAACCGUUGAACGAGCAUGAGGUUAAGCUCUUGAAGCAGAGGACCCAUGAUCUCUAUCAGGUGAACAUGAUUCUGGACAAUCUUCCUGUGAGGAGAUUCACCGAGCCGAAUGGAGUCGUCAUUCAGUGGACUGGGUUUCCAGUUGGCUAUAUCCCAUCUGGAAGCUCUGAAGCAUACAUCAUCAAUCACUUGAAGUUUAAGGUGUUGGUUCACGAAUAUGAAGGCCGUGGCAUGCAAAUCAUGACUACAGGGGAAGAAGGGAUGGGAAUGAUCGCGGAGACAGAUGCUAAGAACUCCGGAUAUGAGAUUGUUGGGUUUGAAGUGAUUCCCUGCAGUGUGAAGCGUGAUCCAGAGGCGAUGCUGAAACUUAACAUUUAUGAUAAAGUUGAUUCUGUGAACUGCCCAUUGGAGCUCGAGAAGUCCCAAACGAUUCGGGAGCAAGAGAAGAUCUCUUUUACCUAUGAGGUUGUCUUUGUUAAAAGUGACAUUAGAUGGCCGUCCCGGUGGGAUGCCUAUCUGACAAUGGGGGGUGCAAGAGUUCAUUGGUUCUCGAUCAUGAACUCAUUGAUGGUUAUCUUCUUUUUGGCUGGAAUUGUCUUUGUUAUUUUCUUGAGAACAGUUCGGAGGGACUUAACGAGAUACGAAGAGCUGGACAAGGAAUCACAAGCCCAGAUGAAUGAAGAGCUAUCUGGCUGGAAACUCGUCGUGGGUGAUGUGUUCAGAGAGCCAACCUGCUCAAAGCUGCUUUGCGUCAUGGUUGGAGAUGGCAUACAGAUUACGGGCAUGGCAGUUGUGACAAUUGUCUUUGCUGCUCUUGGAUUCAUGUCUCCUGCUUCCCGAGGCAUGCUAUUGACGGGGAUGAUAAUUCUCUAUCUUUUCCUUGGAAUCGUGGCUGGAUAUGUUGGUGUUAUUUUAUGGAGGACCAUAAAAGGGGGGUCUGACGGCUGGAGGUCAGUCUGCUGGUCGACUGCUUGUUUCUUCCCGGGGAUCGUCUUUAUCGUUCUCACAAUAUUAAACUUCAUACUAUGGGGAAGCAAGAGCACCGGAGCUAUCCCUAUCUCGCUCUUCUUCACUCUGCUUUCCUUGUGGUUCUGCAUCUCAGUGCCGCUGACUCUGAUAGGCGGAUUCAUAGGCACCCGAGCAGAGGAAAUACGGUUUCCCGUCAGGACCAACCAAAUCCCAAGAGAAAUUCCUGCUCGGAAAUAUCCGUCAUGGUUUCUUGUCCUUGGCGCAGGGACCCUACCCUUUGGGACCCUCUUCAUCGAACUCUUCUUCAUCCUUUCUAGCAUUUGGCUUGGGAGGUUCUACUAUGUGUUUGGAUUCCUUCUCGUCGUCUUCCUGCUGCUGGUGAUCGUCUGUGCUGAAGUAUCUGUCGUCCUGACUUAUAUGCACCUCUGCGUGGAGGACUGGAGGUGGUGGUGGAAGGCUUUCUUCGCCUCUGGUUCUGUUGCGCUCUAUGUGUUCCUCUACUCUAUCAACUACUUGGUGUUUGACCUAAGGAGCUUGAGUGGGCCGGUGUCAGCCAUCCUUUACCUGGGUUAUUCACUGAUCAUGGCUACUGCAAUCAUGUUAUCCACCGGCACCAUCGGCUUUCUGAUGUCAUUCUAUUUUGUCCACUAUCUUUUCUCCUCCGUCAAGAUCGAUUAAGACUCUGCUUCUUUGGGCUGCCAGGACCAGCUACUCCUUUGAAGACCGUCUUCAAAACUGUUGUGUGAACAUGAAAGGGCCUUCAUGUUCUUUGCGCGCACUCAUGUUGAGUUGCUUUUGAGGGGGGAAUGUUAUUGUAGUCGCCUAUCUUACAAUGAUACAUCCUAAGGAACCGAACAUUUUAAAUGCUUCUGUUUCAAUAGUUUCUUUUAUCGUUUA
Molecule: messenger RNA, 2452 nt
Organism: Musa acuminata AAA Group (dessert banana)
Lineage: Eukaryota; Viridiplantae; Streptophyta; Magnoliopsida; Zingiberales; Musaceae
Product: transmembrane 9 superfamily member 12-like
Exons: 2
Coding region: 248-2233 (661 amino acids)
Biological process (GO): protein localization to membrane
Cellular component (GO): membrane
Source: RefSeq, a predicted model, not a curated record